This is a messenger RNA of Trypanosoma brucei brucei TREU927, 411 nucleotides long. RefSeq lists its product as hypothetical. Lineage: Eukaryota; Euglenozoa; Kinetoplastea; Trypanosomatida; Trypanosomatidae. The coding region runs from base 1 to 411 and encodes 136 amino acids. The transcript has a single exon. The record is from RefSeq and is a predicted model, not a curated record.
AUGCCUACGGUGCAGCCAUGCCGUUGGGACAACAAAACCCUGCCGUAUGUGCCCGAGCAACCUUGCCUGCUAUAUUACUUGAUACCUGGUGAUGACGUGUCGCAUAUGGCAGUGCCGAACGCUCGCGGGGAGUACCCGAACCUCAUCCCUGGCAUGCCCUACCUUGAGGAACUGUUACUGGAGUUAGACAAUGAGGAGGAAAUUGAGGACAACGCCGUGCUUCCGUUGGUAGAAUACGCACCGCCACCGCUCACGGCCGACGCAGGAGUGCAAGUUGAGUGGACCGACGUCCCCAUCCCCCCGCCACCGCAUAUGAUGCGAUAUGUGAAACCAUUGACGGAAACGACACAAUCAGUUACAGGGAGUGAUUGCUCACCCUCUACAACACAGGAGUUUGGUGGUGAGGACUAA